Molecule: messenger RNA, 918 nt
Organism: Dissoconium aciculare CBS 342.82
Lineage: Eukaryota; Fungi; Ascomycota; Dothideomycetes; Mycosphaerellales; Dissoconiaceae
Exons: 2
Coding region: 1-918 (305 amino acids)
Biological process (GO): formation of cytoplasmic translation initiation complex; translational initiation; formation of translation preinitiation complex
Cellular component (GO): eukaryotic translation initiation factor 2 complex
Molecular function (GO): translation initiation factor binding; translation initiation factor activity; mRNA binding
Source: RefSeq, a predicted model, not a curated record
AUGGCAGACAAACCACGCAAAUCAGUCGCCUUUGCCGACGGCGGAGACGAUGUCGAUGCCACCGAAGUCGCCAAUGGCGAGAAGGACACCACCGAGGCACAGGGCGAGACUGGCGCUACCGGCGACAAGGAGGUCGACGAAGUCACAGCCAUGUUCGAGGGACUUGCUAAGAAAAAGAAGAAGAAGUCGGUGAAGAAGGAGGGUGAUGAGGAAGAGGCUGUGGCCGACGACGGAGAGGUCGACCUCUCAGCCCUCAAAAAGAAGAAGAAGAAGAAGGCGAAGACCACAGAGGAUGAUUUCGAGAAGCAGCUUGCAGAGGCCGGUGUUGCGGACGACAAGGAUGGCGAGGAAGGCAAAGACGAAGAGGAGGCGGUGACGGGCGUGCAAGACGGCGAUGUUCACGGCGGCACCGGCAUCUGGGCACAUGAUGAGGUUAAGAACUACAAUUAUGAGAGCCUACUGUCCCGAUUCUUCCUGCUUCUUCACGAUUCACAUCCUGAUCUGGCCAGCUCAGGAGGCAAGAGCUACAAGAUCCCUCCUCCGCAAUGCCUGCGUGAAGGAAACAAGAAGACCAUCUUUGCGAACAUUGCCGACAUUUGCAAGAGGAUGAAGCGGACGGACGAGCACGUCACUUCCUUCUUGUUCGCCGAAUUGGGUACCAGCGGUUCCGUCGACGGAAGCAGACGACUGGUCAUCAAGGGUCGUUUCCAACAGAAGCAGAUCGAAAACGUGUUGAGACGAUACAUUGUCGAAUAUGUCACAUGCAAAACUUGCCGUUCUCCCGACACCGAGCUCAACAAGGGAGAAAACCGUCUUUACUUCGUCACCUGCAACUCAUGCGGUUCUCGUCGUUCGGUCACAGCGAUCAAGACUGGUUUCUCUGCCCAAGUUGGCAAGCGUAAAAGAAUCCAGGGUUAA